AUGCCUUUCCAAAAGACCGAAAAGUCCUCCGCUUACCACUCCCGUUUCCAAACUCCUUUCCGUAGAAGACAAGAAGGUAAGACCGACUACUACCAAAGAAAGAGAUUAGUCACUCAACACAAGGCCAAGUACAACACCCCAAAGUACAGAUUAGUCGUUAGAUUCACCAACAGAGACAUCAUUGCCCAAAUUGUCUCUUCCCAAAUUGUCGGUGAUAUCGUUUUAACUGCUGCUUACUCCCACGAAUUACCAAACUACGGAAUUGAGCAUGGUUUAACUAACUGGUCCGCCGCUUACGCUACCGGUUUAUUAGUCGCCAGAAGAGCUUUACAAAAGUUAGGCUUAGACGAAACCUACAAGGGUGUCGAAGAAGUCGAAGGUGAAUUUGAACUCACUGAAGCCGUUGAAGAAGGUCCAAGACCAUUCAAGGUCUUCUUGGAUAUCGGUUUACAAAGAACCACCACUGGUGCCAGAAUCUUUGGUGUCUUAAAGGGUGCUUCCGAUGGUGGUUUAUACGUUCCACACUCUCCAAACAGAUUCCCAGGUUGGGAUAUCGAAGGUGAAGAAUUGGAUGCCGAAUUAUUAAGAAAGUACAUCAUGGGUGGUCACGUUGCCGAAUACAUGGAAGAAUUAAUGGAUGAUGAUGAAGAAAGAUACAAGGCCAUCUUCAAGGGUUACAUCGCUGAUGAAAUUGAUGCUGAAGACAUUGAAGAAAUCUACAUCAACGCUCACGAAAAGAUUAGAGAAAACCCAGUCUUCAAGCCAACCGAAAAGAAGUUCACCAAGGAACAAUACGCUGCUGAAUCUAAGAAGUACAGACAAGUUAAGUUGACCAAGGCUGAAAGACAAGCUAAGAUUGACAAGAAGAUUGCUGAUUUCCAAGCUGCUAACUAA
This is a messenger RNA of Dujonia railenensis, 894 nucleotides long. The record is from the annotation of a GenBank genome assembly. NCBI's taxonomy places the organism in Eukaryota, Fungi, Ascomycota, Pichiomycetes, Serinales, Debaryomycetaceae.